CUCUAACAAACAUCCGUUGAAAAUGCCCCCAAAGGUCGAUCCCUCUGAAAUCAAAGUCAUCACUUUGAGAGCCACUGGUGGCGAAGUUGGUGCUUCUAGCGCCCUCGCCCCCAAGAUUGGUCCUCUUGGUCUUUCACCCAAGAAGGUCGGUGAAGACAUUGCAAAGGGAACCGCAGACUGGAAGGGAUUGCGCGUUACAGUUCAGCUGACCAUCCAAAACCGUCAAGCUCAAGUUUCCGUUGUCCCUUCAGCAUCUUCUUUGGUUAUCCGUGCUCUCAAGGAACCCCCGCGUGAUCGCAAGAAGGAGAAGAACAUUAAGCACAGCGGCAACAUUUCCCUUGACGAUGUCAUCGAAAUCGCUCGCACUAUGCGAUACAAGUCUCUCGCCAGAGAGCUUAAGGGUACCGUCAAGGAAAUCUUGGGUACUGCCUUCUCAGUUGGCUGCACUGUUGACGGACAGAACCCCAAGGAUCUUGGCGAUGCCAUCGACGCUGGAGAAGUUGAGAUUCCCGAGAAAUAAACGUAAACGAACCCUGGAAUUACGGGUAAACAUCAUUCAUACAAACUGUAAAACUAUGUGCUAAAUAAAUUCAAUAUGUUCUCUUGCCAUUCAUGAGCUCCUAUUUAUUUGCAAGAAAUAACGGUCAUAGUAGAAUACAAUACUAUUAGUACUCCCUUUCUGUGUUCGCCAAGGUGUGUCUAGUGUCCACCACUACCUUGCACUGACCUGAAUUCAAUAAGUAAGCUAAGCUACAAAUGAUUGCAACAGAAAGUAGGAGUUCAACAUUCGGAUAUGCGUUCGAACCAUUGU
Umbelopsis ramanniana AG is the source of this 811-nucleotide messenger RNA. RefSeq lists its product as uncharacterized. The record is from RefSeq and is a predicted model, not a curated record. Gene Ontology annotation, cellular component: ribosome; cytosolic large ribosomal subunit. Gene Ontology annotation, biological process: translation. Gene Ontology annotation, molecular function: structural constituent of ribosome; large ribosomal subunit rRNA binding. The coding region runs from base 23 to 520 and encodes 165 amino acids. The transcript is spliced from 4 exons. Lineage: Eukaryota; Fungi; Mucoromycota; Umbelopsidomycetes; Umbelopsidales; Umbelopsidaceae.